AACAUAUAGAUUAUGUUGGUCGUGGUAUUGAUGUAUUACUAAAAGAGAGAUGUGUUGAACCUUAAUCCGGAAGUUGUGCGCUUUAUUCAGUCUGACUUGACAGCGUUAAGCAGCCGCUCGUUUUGACCAUUGGCUUCGAUCAGAUAAGAGGUUCACGCGGACACAUUCCCCUGCACUUCUGAAACUACAUUUCGAAAGAUGGAUUGUUCAGAGGAGGUUCAGGCUGUGUGUGAGGAACCCACAGUUGAAAUGGAGCUAAAAAAGGGAAUGUCGAUUUUCAUUGAUAUUUUACGGAGAGCUGAUAAAAACGAUGAUGGAAAACUGUCCUUUGAUGAAUUCAAAUCCUACUUCUCUGACGGAGUCUUGACAGCUGAGGAAUUGCAGGAGCUCUUCCACACUAUUGACACUCACAACACAGACAAUGUGGACACCGAUGAACUCUGUGAGUAUUUCUCCCAGCACCUCGGUGAAUAUGAGAAUGUUCUCGGUGCCUUAGAAGACCUGAAUAUGUCCAUACUGAAGGCCAUGGACAAAACAAAGAAGGAUUAUCAGGAGUCCACCCACCUUGAGCAGUUUGUGACCCGCUUCCUGCUGAAGGAGACGACCAAUCAGCUUCACUCGCUUCAAAGCUCUCUCGAGUGCGCCAUGGAAACCACCGCCGAGCAGACUCGCCAGGAGAAGCAGGGCCCGCUGAAGCCAGAGGUUUUGUCCAUCCAGUGGUCAGGUCGUCGCUCCAAUCGAAGGCUUCAGAGGAACAGCAGUCUGUCUCCCAACAACCCUCUCCUCAGUCUCGUCAAUUCAGGUGUUUAUGAAGAAGACAGCCAGUGGUUAGUCCAGGUCAACAGACUGCAGAGGCUUAUCGACCGUCUAGAGAAAAAGGAGAUUCGCCUGGAGCCCGUUGAGGAGGAGGUCUUGGAGAGCAAAGCGCACAUCCUGAUAGUCCAGAGGCAGCUCUCGGUGCUGGAGGAUGAGCUGGAGGACUUUCGCUUGGCUCUCAGACAGUACAUGGAGUGUGCCUGCGCCCAGACGGGAUGUCUACACAUCGCAGUUCAGCGUCUUGCAAACGAAUCACGCUUCAUCCUCUACGAAUUCUGGGAGCACAACAACGUGUGGAAGAAUCACCUGCAAACCAACUACAGCAAGACCUUCCAGAGGGGCAACGUCGAUUUCCUGGAAACUCCGGAGAGCAUCAGCACCAUGUUGGUUCCUGCCUCAUGGUGGGUCCUAAAUAACAACAACUGAACAUGGAUGAGACACCUUCACUGAUCCUGACUGAUGGGGAAAAAACCUGCCAACACAACAGAAGGAUCAGGAGGACCAAACACACACACACACACACACACACACACACACACACACACACACACACACACACACACACACACACACACACACACACACACACACACAACUCGUGAAGUUAUGGUUAUUAGUAUUUAUGACCUUUAUGUUCCUUCAUAGUUGUAGGUGGUAGUCUGAAAUAGUCCACGCGUGUGUGUUUGUUUACACACCUAGACGACGCUUGGACGUCCUGAAAGAAGCGACGACGACCCGUCAGCUUAUCUGACAUCAUCUCUGUGUUUGACGUGCCAUAAUCUGCAGCCCAGGGUAGAUCAUUAGAGCUGUGUGUGUGUGUGUGUGUGUGUGUGUGUGUGUGUGUGUGUGUGUGUGUGUGUGUGUGUGUGUGUGUGUGUGUGUGUGUGUGUGUGUGUGUGUGUGUGUGUGUGUGUGUGU
Molecule: messenger RNA, 1734 nt
Organism: Eleginops maclovinus (Patagonian blennie)
Lineage: Eukaryota; Metazoa; Chordata; Actinopteri; Perciformes; Eleginopidae
Gene: necab1
Product: N-terminal EF-hand calcium binding protein 1
Exons: 13
Coding region: 199-1242 (347 amino acids)
Biological process (GO): regulation of amyloid precursor protein biosynthetic process
Cellular component (GO): cytoplasm
Molecular function (GO): calcium ion binding
Source: RefSeq, a predicted model, not a curated record